UGCCACCUCUCUCUCCAUCAACACAUGCUUUGAGGCUUCAGGAUCUGAAAGUACACUCCUGGCAGUGAUAUCUUCACAGAUCUUCAGUACUUUAGUUUUUUCCCCUCAUGUUAGAAAACUUGUAUCUUCAAUUUGUUGUAUGCUGUUGACUGUACAAGACUGCUCUAGAAUUGUUCCAUAGAGGGAAGAGAAUGUAAAAUGGCGUUGGUCCUGAAGAGGUGUAUGUGGCAAACAAACACUUCAUGUAACUACUGUUACAGAAUGAUAGCUUGUGUUUCUGGAGGUCGUGCUAAGAUAAUGAAAACCAGGAAGAUGAAAUGACCAGAUUAAGCUGCUGAGCCAGUGCUGAAGACCUCCAAUUGUUGUAAGGAGCUCUUCCAUUUCUGUAAAUUAGUUAACUUCCAGCUUGCAGUAGGAUAGAGGCAGACAAGCAGUAAUGCAACAUCAGUAAUGUCCAUGCACCUUUUAAAUCUGAUUGAAUCCAGAUAAAACUGUUUAGACUUUGUGGGCUGGACUGGCCAUCAUAUAUCACAAAGUCUCAUACAUUGCUGCAGCCAUGUUGUCCUGUGCACUUUACUUGACUUUUGCUGACAAGCUCCAAACAAGUUGUCUGACUUCAAGGAUCAAGGCUGUGUAUCCUGCUUUCUUUUUAAGUGACCUUAAUCACAGCACACAAUAUGUGCAGGGGCUGGCACUCUGCACCCUUGGCUGCAUGGGCUCCUCAGAAAUGUGCAGAGACCUUGCAGGAGAGGUGGAAAAGCUCCUCAAAACUUCCAACUCGUAUCUUAGGAAGAAGGCAGCACUGUGUGCCGUUCAUGUCAUUAGAAAGGUGCCUGAACUCAUGGAGAUGUUCCUGCCAGCAACCAAAAAUUUGCUGAAUGAGAAGAACCAUGGUGUUCUUCACACAUCAGUUGUCCUCCUCACAGAGAUGUGUGAGAGAAGCCCAGACAUGCUUGCACACUUUAGAAAGCUUGUUCCCCAGUUAGUUCGAAUACUGAAGAACCUUAUCAUGUCUGGAUAUUCACCAGAGCAUGAUGUGUCUGGGAUCAGUGACCCCUUUUUGCAGGUGCGAAUCCUGCGGCUACUGCGAAUUCUAGGGCGAAAUGAUGACGAUUCUAGUGAAGCAAUGAAUGAUAUACUUGCACAGGUUGCCACUAAUACAGAAACAAGUAAAAAUGUAGGAAAUGCUAUUCUCUAUGAAACUGUGCUGACCAUUAUGGACAUAAAAUCUGAGAGUGGAUUGAGAGUGUUAGCCAUUAACAUCCUAGGCCGUUUCUUACUAAACAACGACAAAAAUAUUAGAUAUGUAGCUCUGACAUCCCUUUUGAAAACUGUGCAGACAGACCACAACGCAGUGCAGCGGCACAGGAGCACGAUUGUGGACUGCCUGAAAGAUCUGGAUGUCUCCAUUAAAAGGCGUGCAAUGGAACUGAGUUUUGCUCUUGUUAAUGGGAACAAUGUCCGUGGGAUGAUGAAGGAGUUGCUGUAUUUCCUAGAUUCCUGUGAACCAGAGUUCAAGGCAGACUGUGCAUCUGGAAUAUUUCUUGCAGCUGAAAAAUAUGCUCCUUCCAAACGCUGGCACAUAGACACCAUCAUGAGAGUCCUAACCACGGCAGGAAGUUAUGUUCGUGAUGAUGCUGUUCCAAAUCUGAUUCAGCUGAUAACCAACAGUGUGGAGAUGCAUGCCUACACUGUGCAGAGGCUCUACAAAGCCAUCCUUGGGGAUUACUCCCAGCAACCCCUGGUACAAGUGGCCUCUUGGUGCAUAGGAGAGUAUGGAGAUCUUCUGGUGUCUGGGCAGUGUGAGGAGGAGGAGCCAAUACAGGUAACAGAGGAUGAAGUCCUUGAUAUUUUGGAAAGUGUCCUGAUAUCUAAUAUGUCUGCAUCUGUUACACGAGGCUAUGCUCUCACUGCCAUCAUGAAGCUUUCUACAAGGUUCACCUGCACUGUCAACCGCAUCAAGAAGGUAGUUUCCAUUUAUGGCAGCAGCAUUGAUGUGGAGCUACAGCAGAGAGCAGUGGAAUAUAAUGCACUUUUUAAGAAAUAUGAUCAUAUGAGGCCAGCCCUGCUUGAGAGGAUGCCAGUAAUGGAGAAAAUCACCACAAAUGGCCCUACUGAGAUUGUACAGACCAAUGGAGAGACAGAGCCAGCAGUACUGGAAACCAAACCUCCACCCUCUGGAUUGCAGCCUGCCAGCCAGGCAAAUGACUUGUUGGACUUGUUGGGGGGAAGUGAUAUAACACCUGUAAUCCCCACUGCACCUACAAGCAAGCCAGCCACUGCUGGUGGGGAGCUCCUUGACCUCCUUGGAGACCUCAAUCUAACAGGUUCUCCAGUAUCUGCCCCUGCGCCGCAGAUAGCACAGCCUCCGUUCCUGCUUGAUGGGCUUCCCUCACAGCCUCUCUUCAAUGACAUUGCUGCAGGAAUCCCCUCAAUAACUGCAUACAACAAGAAUGGGCUGAAGAUUGACUUCACCUUUGAGAGGUCAAACACCAACCCCAGCGUCACUGUAAUCACGAUACAGGCCUCCAACAGCACAGAGCUGGACAUGACAGAUUUUGUUUUCCAAGCAGCAGUACCAAAGACAUUCCAGCUGCAGCUCCUGUCUCCCAGCAGCAGUGUCAUCCCUGCAUUUAACUCGGGAACCGUCACACAGGUCAUUAAAGUCCUGAAUCCACAAAAGCAACAACUACGUAUGCGGAUCAAGUUGACAUAUAAUCACAAGGGCUCAGCAAUGCAGGAUCUAGCAGAAGUCAACAACUUCCCCCCUCAGUCUUGGCAGUGAGGCUCUGGCACCAUUCUUAUACUCACCCCACCCAAUCAAAAACUCUGGGAAGAAGGUUGUGAUCCUUGGCAAUCCCCCAAACUGCACCAUGGGCAUGGGGAACAGAUGAAACCUGCUGAUGAGGAGGAAUUUUCCUGAAGUGAUUGCUGACUUUGAAGCAUAUCUGUUAAGACUAAUCUCCUCUCCUCCGCUGAUGAGGCUGGCGGCUUGUGGAGGCUACUGUGCACUCCUUCACACAUGCAUUCACAGCCAGAAGCAACAUUCCCAUCUCCCCUCUCCUCCCCUGCCCCCUGCAAAGAAACACCGUCUGGUCGGAAAAGAAGUCUGGAAUUUCUAGCAGGGAAACUUUCUUCUCUCUGCAGCAAGUGAACAGCUGACCCUUCUUUCUGCUGUCUUUUUUCCUUUGGGGUGGGCAGGGUGUGUUUUCAUUCAUUGCUAGCUGGAUUCCUUCAGGCACUUUCAUCUGGGGCUCAGACUGGGGACUUGGGGAAUGUCAGGCUGCCCUGCCUCUGUCGUCUUGUGUCCCUUGUGUCUGAAGGGGCUGGAGGCUUCUUAUGGCCUACUCGGUGCAUUGUUGUAUACACCCACCUCUUUGUUAUGUGAUACAUACCAAGAGCAGGUUAGGCCUUGGGAGUUGAUCUACAAACCUGGGACAGAGCAGGGAAAGAGGUGCUGGUGAGAGCUGGUAGAAUUGCUUUGGUGCUGUACUUGGAAAUGAGGACCUUACACUUGAAUUUUCUUUCUUUCCAUCAGUAGCUACAGCCAUGCAGAUUUCACAGUCAGUCUUCUGUCGCUUCCCUGGAAAGUGGUGGUGAUGUGAGAAAUGUAGAGAUCCAAGGAGCAGCUAGUUUUCUACCACAGACGGUUCCAAAGCCUUUUAACCCAUUAGUUGUGGGUAGAAAAAGACAGCUUCUUAGGUCAGUCUUUGAGCAAGGUCUCUGUUCCUGCUGGGAGACUCAUGAGAGACUAUGCUGCAAAGUUGUUCUUCCCGGUUAUUCCAGACCAUCUCCCAGUUUGAUUUCCAGAGCCUGUUGUAGACCCCCCUGGAUCCCAUUUGAGUUACUUCUGAGUGGGAUAUUUGUGUUGUAUCUGUAAUAUUGGCACUGAAAUAAAGACCAUGCGGUUUAAAGAGACCUUUUCCCAUUUUGUUACUUAAUUAAUCCUUGUAGUUUGCUCCUUGCUCCCCUGUCAGAAAGAUAUGCUAGUUCAGAUUUAGACUGAAAGUAACAAAACUGUUCUUUGAGUGGAAGCCAGUCAUUUGGGUGUUUGGAUCCAAAGCUGUGAGGUCCAGUGCUCUUGUAAGCUUACAGAAAGGUGUGUUCAGUUAUGUUUCCUAGUGGAACUGUUGUCAAGGUGGUACAGUUCUCUGAAUUCUCGUGGAGGCAAUGUGUGGACAUAAGCACAGCAUGACAAAGCUAUUCAGAUGUUCAGCACUCUUCAGGGAGGAAGAGGGGAGGAUGUAUCUUAGAUCUUCAUGAGUGUGCUGGUAAGUGGAAGGUCCUCCAGCUUGCAGCCCAGUGCUUUCUCAGAAGAAAUGGAUGGCACGUCUGCUUUAUUCUGUCAUGGGGCUUUCCAGACAGUGGUUGUUCAAUGGUCUGGUGGCAAGCUUAGACACAGCUUUUUGCAUCUGCAAAAGUGCUAACACUAGGCUCCAGUCCUUGCCAGAAACACUGCAGAAGUGGUACUCGCUGUAAUUAGAGAAAAUUGAAGACCUAUUGAGCCCUGGAACUGGGAGCAGGAGGCCACCAAAGGCUGUUCAGUCUGCUUUGGUUUUAACUGUGUUAAGUAAUACAACGUAGGACUGACUGUCACUGAUUUAAGUGCUGGUUUAGCUUCUCUUGGAGGGCAUUUUUGCUGCCUUAUUGAUUAAACAGGUUUGGGCCCUUAGACUAGCAAAGACCUUUAUUAUUCUACAGAAACUGGUAUCAGGGGGUUUUAACAUCUAGAGGAAUGAUGUAUGAUUUCCUUAAAAGAAUCCUGGGCUAUGGCAGGGAGCCUUGGCUGUCAGUGGUGAGAUGGAUACUGUGAUUCAGCUAGAAGAACAAGGCAGGCAGUCUUGCAGAAAGUGGCUGAAUCAGAGCCUGUCUGUAGGUGCUGAGCAUCUACCUUAGUUGCUUUCACUGCAGUUGUGACUGUUCAUCACCCCACUAGGUCAAACUCCUUAGUGUUGUAGGCUGAGCAUGUUAAACCUAGACUCCAGUGAGCUGGGGGUGUUUGAAAUAUGAAGCUAAUGGAGAGCCUGCCAUAGUUCCAUAAGCUCUCCCAUUCUCCUCACAGAACUAUACAUGCUCACUUGUAGUGGAAGCUGGCACACCUCAGUCUCCAUUUGUUUUUGCUGAGAAAGCACUGGAGUGGGAGAUCAGAUGGGGAGAAAGAAGUAGGUGGUCUCUUACCUGGCCAGUUUGUUGCAGCAGAGUUGAGAAUAGCUUAUCUUGUCCCUCUUGUUGCACUGUUUUCUGUCCCCUAGAGCAGCUGGGUUUUGUUGUUGGUCUCUGGAAAGCUUGUAGGUAAAUUUCUACUGUGUUCUUGGCUCCUUCAGCCACCCUUGCACACGGUUGUCAUGUAUUCCUGAGUCAAGCUGAAAGAGGUGGUGCAUGUAUCUGAAAUGCAUUCUGCUUGAAGCCAUCCUUGGGCUAUGAAGUACUUCUUGUAGCAGCCAAACAUUCCUGUAGUCCUUGGAGCUCUUUCCCUUCCCCUUGCUAAGGGAUGGGGCACUAGCAUUAUGCCAGAGGGAAGGCCAGGUUUCACACGCUCCCUGUCUGCAACACUAGAUACCUUUGCUCGCUCCUUCCCCCCAAAGUGCAUCUCUAGGUGCUGUGCUGCUGCUUUGUGUUCUGACUGGGGAGCACUCGCACCCCCAGAGGUGCUCUGAGGUUCGGGCGAAUCUUUUCCACCAGUUGAAUGCAACAGUUCUUGCAAGUCUGGUCGACGUUUUCCUUGCUUCAGUGUAAGGAGAAUAAGGGAGCAAGAUAACAGAAUUCAUGGCUAAUCUGACCAGUAUCUGCAUUGGAGACUUUGGAGCUGGGAGAGAUUGAAUGUCUGGUUUUUUAAGUGUAUGUAUUUUGAGUCAAAAAAUGACAGAAUAGUGGCCAUAAGGGGCCUGAAGGGGGAGAAGGCGUGGGAAGGUCCCAAGAUUUGACUCUCUGGGUUUUGAUGGGACAAAACAUGGCCUUGAACAACCUGUUGAAGCAAUAGCAGUGAGGGGACUGCCACCUCUACAGUACCUUGGAUACAUAACGCAGAAGAUGCUGAAUCAGAUGGGAAAGGUGACUUAGUGCCUUGCCCAAGGCUGGUACGAGCUGCAAGAUGGAGCAGCAAAGAUGGCUUUUCUUUUUCUUUUUUUUUUUUUUUUUUUUCACAUCUGCUGGUGUGCUUUCUGUGUGUUCAUUUUCUACCUGGGGGCUGUGAGGGAAGGAGCUAUUGGACUGCUUCCCUCUGAACUUUCACUCUAUUCCUAUAUAUUCCUUUUUCUUUCCUGAUGUUGUAAUUUACAUAGAGCCCCAUCCCACCUCUUUGAUGGUAUAGUAAAAAAUAAAUUUAAAAAACCCCAACAAAACACAAAGAAAAGGAACCCCAAACCCAAAACAAAACCCCAACAAACCAGAUCAAAUUUAAAGUAAAAACAUGCCUCUUGAGCAGGGAGCCUGGUGGCAUUCAAACUUCUGCAGACCUAUUUUUGAGAUGUGAAAAAUUUAAAUAAACGCUGAGUCUUAGGUGAGUGAGGAGCAUAACGGAUGUAAACAUUUACAUGGGAUGCAUUAGACUUCUGCUGUGUGUAUUGUCUUUUGGUUGAAACAAAUUAUGAAGUGACUAAUAAAAUGAGUCAAUAUUCAAUGAUUUAAAA
This is a messenger RNA of Apus apus (common swift), 6629 nucleotides long. RefSeq names its product adaptor related protein complex 1 subunit gamma 1 (gene AP1G1). Bases 557 to 2785 code for a protein of 742 amino acids. Gene Ontology annotation, cellular component: Golgi apparatus; AP-1 adaptor complex; membrane coat. Lineage: Eukaryota; Metazoa; Chordata; Aves; Apodiformes; Apodidae. Gene Ontology annotation, biological process: Golgi to vacuole transport; intracellular protein transport; receptor-mediated endocytosis. Gene Ontology annotation, molecular function: clathrin-cargo adaptor activity. The transcript is spliced from 21 exons. The record is from RefSeq and is a predicted model, not a curated record.